UGUAACAGAACUUGUUAUUGGCGGGAACCACCAUGGGAGCAUAUCCAUUCCCAUCAUUAUUAGUUUACUAAUGUCGUCGCCACGUAACAAACAUAAUUUGUAAGCUAACCAACCUCCUCCUCCUCCUCCUCCUAUAAAUCAUCUUCCUCUCCACACUCCACAAUUACACUUCCCCUAGCCAUUAAACCACUCCUCAUCUCAGAAAAAAACACAGCAAUGGAGAAAUCCCAAACUAGAGUUUGCGUCACCGGAGGCUCUGGCUUCAUCGGCUCCUCCCUCGUCAAGAAACUGCUGGAAAAGGGCUACACCGUCCACGCCACUCUCCGCAAUCUCGAGGACAAGGCGAAAGUGGGUCUCCUGACUUCCCUCCCCAACGCCGAAACGAAUUUGGUCCUGUUCGAAGCCGAUAUCUACAACCCAGAUCAGUUCCAAGCCGCCAUUAAUGGCUGCGAAUUCGUUUUCCACGUCGCUUACCCUCUCCAACACAACCAGAACAGCUACACGUACAAGGACAGGAUGGAAGCCAUGGCUGCAGGGUCGAAGAGCAUAGCGGAAAGCUGCAUCAAGUCUGGAACCGUGAGGCGGCUGAUCUACACCGCCUCAGUCAUGGCGGCGUCGCCCCUGUUUCAGGACGGGGUCGGUUACGGUGCCGCCAUUGAUGAGUCGUGUUGGACACCUCUCAACGUCUCUUUCAAAUACUGCGAUACUUUCACCUUGGAAUACACGAGGGGAAAGACAGUGGCGGAGAAAGAAGUGCUGAAGUACAACGACGCCGCCGCCGGCGGGAAGCUGGAAGUGGUGAGCCUGGUGACGGGACUGGUCGGAGGUGACACGAUUCUCUCGCACGUGCCGACGAGCGUGGAGGUCAUAAUCUCUCCGGCCACCGGGAAUUUGUUCGGCUACAACCACGGGCUGAUGCUGAUACAGGAAUUGUUGGGAUCGGUGCCGCUCGUCCACGUGGAAGACGCCUGUGAAGCGCUGGUCUUCUGCGUGGAGGGUGAGAAGACGACGGCGGCGUCGCUUAAGGGUAGGUUUCUGUGCGCAGCUGGCAGCCUGAGCGUCAGGGAAAUCGCCACGUGUAUCCGGGGCCGCCAUCUCGACUGCCACGUGGAUGCCACGUUGAUGGGAAAAGAUGGGAAAGGAAUCAGGCUGGACAAUUCGAAGCUCGUGGAGAUGGGGUUUAGGUACAAGUACGAUGCAAAGGGUGUUAUCGAGGAGAGCUUGGAGUGUGCCAAACGCCUUGGUGCUCUUCCUGACCUAGCUCGUUAGAGUCGUUAGAGCUUUUUCGACUAAUUUGGGAGGGAGUUCAAUUAUUUCGUAUGUCAGUCAGUUGUGUAUGAUCUUAGAAUUUCUUAAGAAAUUCUAAGAAUUAGAAAUGUCGUUUUGUAGUGAGUCGGAUUGAAGGAUGGUCGUUUCAGUGCAGGGGCGGAGCCAGGAAUCGACGAUCGGGGGGGCCGGAAAUCUUUUUGUACGUUAUCACAAAAUGACUAAAAUAAUAACAAGAAAAAUAUUUAAAAAAU
Messenger RNA from Linum trigynum, 1520 nucleotides. The record is from the annotation of a GenBank genome assembly. NCBI's taxonomy places the organism in Eukaryota, Viridiplantae, Streptophyta, Magnoliopsida, Malpighiales, Linaceae.